GUCGUGGUCGUAGCAACUGGCGUUCAUCAACUCCACCAGAUGAAUCACCACCCCAAGUUGAACCUCCGAUGAAUUCCUUUUAUCAAGAGAAUCUUCCUGCUCCACCUCUGGACGUCAAAAUGGAUGAUUGCAGCGAGGUUACAAUGUGCGAUAAUGAGAUGCAGUUGCAGGAGGGAGAGCAGCAGCCGGAGAAGAGGAAGCGACCCUGGGAGAAGCGCGUCAAGAUCAAGAGAAAGAAGGUGCCAGGAGCCAAGAAUCUUAAGAUCCGGAAGUACGUGCAGCCCAAGAAUGCAGUAAUGUGCCUCAACGAGCUUCGACCUGGAGUGACAUACACUACUGAGCAGGAGGGAGGAGUUACUCAACCAUUCUGUAUAUCUGUUGAGGUAUCUAAUGGGGUUGAUAGUCAAAAAUACCGAGGUUUUGGGUCGUCCAAACAGCUGGCAAGGCAAGCAGCAGCAGAAGCUGCACUUAUAAGCUUUGUUAAACCUCCAGUCACUUCUAACUCUUCUGAAAGUCAAGAGGAAGAUAAAACACCAUGGGCAACUCUUGCAUCAUUUGCUAUUUAUAAAUUGUUUAAUGAUUGGCGCGAGGGUAGGGUUGGCACGUGCCCUCCACCUGCCCAACCUUUUGGCACUGCAGUUCCCCCUGGGUUUCAAGCAUUCUUAAACCAGUCUAUGGGAACCAAUGCUGCAAAAGAUGGAUCUGCACAGGCUGCAGCAUUUACUGAAGCUAUAUGUGCUCAUCUAGGAGGCCGCACUCCCCAUGCUCCAGUCACUGAUAUCAAGGUGGACACAAAUGUGAGUGCCCAGUCAGCAGAGGCAGUGAAAGUGCCCAACCCAGCCAAGCAGGUUCCUGAAAAUGCUGGUAGCAUGCAUCCUGUUACUGUUCUGCACCAGAUGAAACCUGGCCUCCAGUAUACUGUUAAUCGCACAAUAAUUGAAAACAAACCUUUCUUCACUGUUACAGCGAACAUUGAUGGCAAGAUGUUCACUGGGGAAGGUCCUAAUGUGAAGAAAGCCAAGUUCUUCCUUGCCAAAGAAGCAAUCUUGGGGUUGUAUGGUGUGGAUUCCACUUUUGAACCUCCUCAGCCUGUUGUUGUAGCACAUGAACAGGAUUGAUCAGCAAACAAUAAAAAAUAAUCCUUUGAUUUGAUAGUAAUUAUGGUACAAGUUGAAAAUGAUAUUUUUUUAAAUUAUGUUGACAGUACUCUAAAGUACUACAGCAAAGCAGGGUUGGCACACAAGUGGGUAACCCACUUUUUAACUUGAGAACCCCUACUCUAUUGCACACUCAGGUGUUUUUUAAAAAUGCUAUUUUAUUUUCAAUAUUUUGCUAUUUAUGAAAAGGUAAAUAUAUAGUACAUUAUUUUCAGUUUUUAAAUUAAUUUGUAAUUACUAUUUUAUUUUAUUUAUGUAGGACUUGAAAAUUUUUGUCAAUAACAGUUCAAAUUUAUGUUAAUUGAAGAAGAAUGUGACAUUGUGUGUAUAUCAAAAAGCAAAAUGUGUAGUUGGAAUGUACAUUUCUAAUAUUUGUUAGCCAAUAACAAAUUAGUGUAGUAUUAAAGUUACCUAUUAUCCUGUAGCUAGAAAGUCAUUUCCCAUUCUGUGAUGCUACAUUCUCCGUGUAACUAAACUACACCAGUUCCGAGUUCCCCACAAAACUAGAAAAUUUAACAAUUGUGCUAGGGUCCUGGACAUUCACAAAGGUUUUCUGUACCUCAUAUUGGGCACAUCUAAAGUUGUGAGUAUCAAGUGCCCGUGUAUUUUAACUUUCACUGUCCAGACACCCCUCCCCCUAAAUACAAUUUUCUCAAUGUCCAAAGUUAAAAAAAUCUUACGAUUAAGAGUACAUUUUUCUAGCGGUAAUAAAAAAAAAUUCCCACCAUUUACUCAUUGAGAUAGUUGCAUUAAGUUAAAGGUUGACAACUCGCUGGUGGCAACAUCAGCGAAUCAAACUCUCCACAUUCUAAAUUAUUUUUUUCUGGAGGUUUUCAGAUUUUCUUAUAUUUUACAGUAACUGUUGUGGCCUAUGAGCCCCAUAUAAUGCACAUAUAUUAACCUGUUGUAACAAUACCUAAUGUCAUCAGUACAUUGUUUACACAACAAUGUAAACAUGCACAGGUACAAAAGUUCAUAUUACUGUUCUAGUAUUUACAUAUAUACAGCACUGGACAUGUCCCUAGAACAUGUCUAGUGCUGUCUGUGGAACACGGCUUCAUAAACAGCAGUGUUUCACAUACCUCAUACACACAGCUUCUCUCUCUCUCUGCUGGGUGCCAUGUUUUAUGUGCACAGAUAUAUAACAUCUCUUCUGAGCCCAUUUCCUUUCUAUAGCAUAAAGUGUUGUUAGGAAGUGAUCACCAUGACUCAAAUGAGAGGGUACUUGGUGAUCAGUUUGGGGGCGCAGGUGUUGUGACUUGGUAUUUGUGUAUUAUUUGCCUGAUAAAACAAAAGUGGGCAUACGAUGGUCUGUUUCCAGUCCUCAUCUGGCAUAUAUUGUAUACAUUGAGCAUGCGAGUGCCCGCGAGAUGAACGAAGUUUCAUGUACUACUUUUUAACUCUUGUGAACACAAUCUGCAGAUGCAAUCUGCACGUCUUGUUUGUCCACCAAAUGCAUAUUGGCAGUGUAAUCAGUACCAUCUGCAGGUUUCAGAAUGGGGUUCAUGUCAAAAAUGUUAAAUCACAUAUGGCAUGAAACACCUGCACCUCACCAAUACCCAUGAUGAACUGACCAGAUCCAUUCUCACAUAUAGGCCUACCAGGCCUCUCACACUAAAUUUAAAGCUACCAAAAUUUAUGCGUAGACAUAUAUAAGGGACCCUUGCUUCAAUGACCUAGUUCUACAUGACAGCCACUGAAAGGUUAACUAUCUUCAAAGCCAUAUCUACACAUUGUUUACAACCAUCUCGCUACUAGAAAUGAACUGACUGCAAUGUUUCAACUCUAAGAGUGGCUUAGCGCUUCUUUUUGAUUAUAAUAAUAAUAAUCAACUCUAAGAGUUGCACGAGUUUCAACAAAGCACACCAUGUUCAAACAAGUUACAAUUGUUAUAAAUUUAUAUUUGAUCACUAGCAUGUGCUGACACUUUGGCAAGUGGGCAAAAACCUGUUUGAACACAUCUGCUGUCAGGUAUAGUCGAGCUUGCUUCCCGAGUUUUGUAUGUUACCUAAAAUACUUUAUUUCUUAAAUUAAGCAUAAUUCUCUCAUUCUGUUGAUUGCAUUCCUAUAAAAUGUUUCUCAUCAACCCUUGAGGUUUCUUAAACUUAAGCAGGUGUUAAAAAAAAACAGUAGUAACCUAUUAGGCUGUUUUAUAGUGGUUAAAAAUCCCUUGCCCACUUUUUUUUUUAUCCAAGUGGGCAUUAAUGCCAACCCUGCUGCAAAGCUCCCUUUAUGCAUAAAAAUUUUAGUCAGAAAUUAAAGAUUUUAAAUUUAUACUGUUAUUGACUAUUAUAAUAAAAUGUAACAUAUUGAGCAGAAAUAUUCUAGUAGAUAUUUAUGGUAAAGCUUGACAAAAUAAAUUGGUAUUAAUAAAGAUACGUAACAUGA
This is a messenger RNA of Cherax quadricarinatus, 3545 nucleotides long. Its product is annotated as double-stranded RNA-specific editase 1. Gene Ontology annotation, molecular function: double-stranded RNA binding; siRNA binding. Gene Ontology annotation, cellular component: cytoplasm; nucleus; RISC complex. Gene Ontology annotation, biological process: siRNA processing; regulation of regulatory ncRNA processing. The record is from RefSeq and is a predicted model, not a curated record. NCBI's taxonomy places the organism in Eukaryota, Metazoa, Arthropoda, Malacostraca, Decapoda, Parastacidae.